Astyanax mexicanus (Mexican tetra) is the source of this 2199-nucleotide messenger RNA. It is a transcript of the gene tefa, whose product is annotated as TEF transcription factor, PAR bZIP family member a. The coding region runs from base 176 to 1114 and encodes 312 amino acids. NCBI's taxonomy places the organism in Eukaryota, Metazoa, Chordata, Actinopteri, Characiformes, Acestrorhamphidae. Gene Ontology annotation, cellular component: nucleus. The transcript is spliced from 5 exons. Gene Ontology annotation, biological process: regulation of transcription by RNA polymerase II. Gene Ontology annotation, molecular function: RNA polymerase II cis-regulatory region sequence-specific DNA binding; DNA-binding transcription factor activity, RNA polymerase II-specific. The record is from RefSeq and is a predicted model, not a curated record.
GUGGAGAUCAGGGCUGCUGGCCUCAUUCAGCAUGGAGAAUCGGGUUAAAUGAGGGAACCGCUUCAGUAGGGCGCGGCGAAAGCUUCCGCAGUUCUUUUAGUUUACAAGAAGUAGCUAGGCACUAAAAGUAAAUUAUAUACUUAUCAUACGGGUUAUCACAGGAAAAGCAGAUAAAAUGUCAGUGGAACCGGUAUCCGUUAGUACGGACGAAGGUCCUGACACCACAGCUGCAUUUCCAGUAGUGUUAAAGAAAAUUCUGGAGACUCCUCCACCCAUCCUCUUCUCUGGUGAAGACGAAAAUGAAAAAGAUAAGCUGUUGGGAGAUGAUCCAGACAGCGGAGGAGGGGUCAGUGGACUUGGGCCUUCAGCCGCCUUGACCCCUGCAAUCUGGGAUAAGACUAUUCCCUACGAUGGUGAGACCUUCCACUUGGAGUACAUGGAUCUGGAGGAGUUUCUGAUAGAGAAUGGUAUUCCUGCUUCAUCUGAAGAAGCCCAGGUAAAAGAGCUGACCAAGGAAAGCUCCCAGCAGACACCUGAGAAGCCAGUUGAUGUCAUUUCGAAGACAGAGCCAGCCCCAGUCUCUCUGUUGCCAGUCGUAGAACUGGACCAGUGUCAGGAAGAGGUUAUCACAACCACUGCAUCAAGCACAGACUCAGUAGAGACCAAAACAGACAAUGACCGGUUGACGCCGGAGCCUGUUGACCCGGAAGACAUUGAGGUGGAAGUGAACUUCGAGCCAGAUCCUACAGACCUCGUCCUGUCCAGCGUACCUGGAGGAGAACUGUUCGAUCCCCGCAAACAUCGCUUUACUGAAGAGGAGCUCAAGCCACAGCCCAUGAUCAAAAAAGCAAAGAAAGUCUUUGUGCCAGAAGAGCAUAAGGAUGAGAAAUACUGGCAGAGAAGGAAGAAGAACAAUAUUGCAGCUAAACGUUCACGAGAUGCCCGGCGCCUGAAGGAGAAUCAGAUCACGGUCCGUGCUGCCUUCCUGGAGCGGGAGAACACAGCGCUGAGGCAGGAGGUGUCUGAGCUGCGCAAGGACUUUGGGCGCUGCAAGACUACUUUGUCACGCUAUGAAGCCAAAUAUGGACCACUUGCUCCAGCUGAAGACCAGUAGAAUGUUUUACUAACUUUAAGAGAUGUUAUACAUUAAAGGAGCAUUCAUUCUAAAUCCAUCACCCAAUACAUGAGGGCGAAACGUCAGUUUAGGAGAAUGUAACUGACCCCUAGCCAUUUUGUAGCUGAAAGUAAAUCUGAUGCAGAAGUUCAAGUUGGGGCAAAUUGGAGGUCUUGUAACAUGAGCUGUGUCUAUUACUGCUCUAUUAACUAUUCCUUGUCUUGUUUUACACGUUCCCAUGUCUUCAAUGCAUUGUUCAGAUGCACUAACAUCAAUUUUGUGGCACACAUUAGGUAACAUAUGCUUAACUAGCUAGAUUCCAGAUUCAAUCAGUACCACAAAGUAGAAGUUUGAUUCUGACUAACUGCAGCGUUACUUAUACAACUGACAGAAAGCUAAAAUACAAACCGUUUUCUUAUGCUAGCUGCUGUGACCAUCAAGCUAGGCUAAUGCUAGCUUAAUUAGCAGGCACAAAAAGCCCACACCACAGUUCAAUCCAAACUAUAGGGUUCCAGACAAGAGUUAGUGGAUAAAGACUCGAAAGAGAGUAAAGUGAAUUAUUUUUGGAACAGCUACGUGUUAUGUGGUGUGUGCGUAGCUCUAAGCCUGUCAGCUAUCACUUAGCCCUAUUCAGGCACUGGUUUUCUGGUAUUUCCUAGCAGCUUAGCUCAUAGCUUAAUGAAUCUGAUGCAGAACAGCCAUAUAAAAAACAUUGUUUUUCUACAAGGGGAAAUAAAAUCCUUUUGUUCUUUUUUUUUUUGUAAACGUUAAACACAUAUACACUGUUCACACCAUGCUUGUAUUGUCUCUGGUGUUACCCGCAAUUGUCCCCAAGGUUAAAAAAUUACCACGAACCUUUAGUCAGAAAUGUAAUACAAAAAAUUGGAUUUUGAAUUGAACACUCUUUCUAAUGUGAAAAAGAAUGAUAUUAGAGUGUACUGUGCGGAGAGGAAGAUGGUGAAGAGGAAGAACAGACAGGAUGCUGGUGAGGAGUGAAUUUGUGGUUUACCAGUGAUCAGUAUCUUGUUUAAAGUUGUUUUAAUAUCAUGGUUUGCACUAGGUAAAGGCUUUUUUAGUGCAAAUAG